This is a messenger RNA of Plasmodium knowlesi strain H, 2886 nucleotides long. Its product is annotated as phosphatidylinositol transfer protein, putative. The record is from RefSeq and is a predicted model, not a curated record. NCBI's taxonomy places the organism in Eukaryota, Apicomplexa, Aconoidasida, Haemosporida, Plasmodiidae. The coding region runs from base 1 to 2886 and encodes 961 amino acids. Gene Ontology annotation, biological process: phospholipid transport. The transcript has a single exon.
AUGAAGCUAAUCGAGUUCAGACUGGCCAUGCCUCUGUCCAUGGAGGAGUACAAUAUCUGCCAUCGGCACCUACUAGCAAAAGUGACAGAGGAGGAUACAACAAAUACGAUCAAUGGAGUGGGAAAAAAUAACAGAAUGGAUGUAAGAAAAGUAGUAUUAUUUAAAAAGGGUACGGUGCAUGAUGAAAAUGGGAAGCCAGUAGAUUACACAUUCAAAAGAUUGAACCUUGUGAACAAAAUCCCAAAAUGGAUACAAAAUUUUGUAGACCCCAAAUAUUGUCUUGUAGAUGAGAAAUCUUGGAGCGUUGAUCUCAAUUCAAAGGUUCUGUAUGAAGCGAAGGGAUUCCCUAAGGCAUGUGUGAAGAUAGAAUCAACGUGUCACAUAGGGCACAACACAGAGGAUAAUGUGUUUAACCUUUCCGAUGAGUUACUGGCACAGAGGAAAGUUGUGCUGAUCGAUAUAGUGAACGAUAAGAUACCCCCUGGAGAAUACAGGACUGAGGAAGAUCCAACAAUUUUCUAUAGUGAAAAAGCCCAAAGAGGAAGGCUAGAAGAAAAUUGGAUUGAAAAUAGCAAAGUGAUUAUAACAUGCUAUAAGCUCUUCAGUAUAGAUAUACCGUACUUUGGAGUUCUGUGCUCGAGAUUCGAAAACUGGAUCGUGAAUAUUAUUAAGAACAGCCUCCUGAAAUAUCAUCGUAGGGCAUUAUGUCAGAUUGAUGAAUGGUAUAACUUAACCGAAAAAGGGAUCCAUAUGUUCGAAGCAGACUUACAGGAGCAGUUGGAGAAUUUCUGGAAAGAAGUUGGACUUGAUGUAGAAAAUGAUUCGACGCUAGCUGUGCAGUAUAUGGCCAAACAACAACCUCGUGUUGCUUCUGAUCAAUAUGUUAAUAAUUGUGGCAAUGGGGAUGACAAACUAAUGGAUGACGGGUCUCGCGAUUCUAUAAAGAACGGUUCUUCUGAUGGAGACUCUACCUAUGCUUCUUCUUCUCAAAUAAGUAAGGAUAAUAUGAAUUUUCCUAGCAUCGAAACUGGAAGCCUUUCCGGUUUAAACAUGAGCUCACCUGAUUUAACGGAAAAUUUGGACGAGAAAUCAGCGACGAAAGGCAAAGGCAUGAAGAAGAAGAAAAAAAAAAAAAAAAAAAAAAAUGGAUGCGAAGAGGAGGAAGGAGAAAACGAUAAUAGUACAGGUAAGAAGAACGCAAAGUCGGGAGAAAAAAAAAAAAAAAAAAAAAAAAAAGAGGGACAAGUGGAAGAAAAAGUAAAGGAAGAUUUUGAUCCAUUUGGAAGCGAAGGUAACCAUGUAGCAGGAGGAGAACAUAAUACUAAAGUCGCAGGUGUUGAUAUAUCAACCGAAGCUGGAGAAGGAUCGGAGACAAGCGAUUCGAGUAGGUUGAAUGUGAACGAGGAACCAUACGAACACGAAGAAGAACCCACUGGAGACUUCAAAUUAGGAGAAGACGACGGCAGCGAAGAAGUGGUAGAGGAAGGACAUGAGAAAAUGGAAAAGACAAAGAGUAGCAAAUCAUCAAAUGGAAAAUGGUUAAAGGAUGAUAUCAUGCAGGAGGAAUCUGUUAAGUUGUUAACCUCAACUACAGAAGUAGGCUUGACGGAGGCAGGAGAAGAAGCAGAGAAAAAUAGAAUGCCCGCUACACCUGGUGUUACCAAAAUGAGGGGGCGAAUGUUAAGAGAAGUCAAUAAAAUAGACGAGGAUAUGCUCAUAACGGAGAAUGAGGAGGAAGCAGGAGAAGCAGACGACAGUGAUACCAUGGCGGAGAAAAACUUAAGCAAGGAUGUGCUCGAAAUGGGAGCAGAAACCAAAGCUAAUCUGACAUCUGCAUAUAAGAGUGGUGACCAGGCGGAUGAUGAGUAUACAACGUAUGAACACACAGUAAACGAAGGAGAGGAGAACCCGUGGAAGUUACACUACAUCUUCGUAACGAAGAAUAAAAUGAGCUCUACCGAGGGUGGAAUCAUGAAUCCUUUCUCAACAGAAAAGGGCUUGAAAAAUAUGAAUGUGCAGAGGAUCGAAAAAUUUAAAGGAGGGGAUGACCUACUUAUGCUUAACCCCAUCACCAAAAGAAUGAAAAUGAUAAAUUAUGAAAAUGAAAUAUGGAUGAGGGAGGCCAUGAUUGAUACUUCGAAUAAUGGGGAAGGAGUGAAUGACAUGUUUUUCUCACGCAGGGACAAAUACCUUUGGGAGGAAAGAGGAACUGGUCAUCUGUUCACCCCAACGGAUAUGAAAAAUUUCUACGCAGACCAAGGGGGCGGAAGACUAGAGUGGGUAUUUUCGAGCAGACAAUCAGUUUCAUAUAAGGGUGGAGAUGGCAUUUUGAACUCCUAUAACGCGGUUAACAGUGUGACGGAAGACAGCCAAAUGAUAAACAAUUUCGCACAACACAUGGAGAGUAUACAUAACUACAAUACAGAUGACAUGUCACGCAAAGAUAGCAACACAUCCCUUGCCCUUUUUUAUGUUAUGGCGUUGGUGUUUUUUGUGUAUUCCUCCAUGUCAAUUCAUAAACGUUUUAAAUCCCUUUUUUACUUCCUCUUGUCUGCUCUCAUGUGCGUAUGUGCAUUCUUGUAUUAUGAGUACUGGAACCACUCUUGGUUCUACCAAGGCAAUGUUUACAAGUUCUCCAUGAGCAGCCCCCCUGGGAGCAUCAACUCAGUCACAUCAUUCCUAGAUGUUCAGAAGAAGCAAAAUUCCCAAGAGGAGUUUUACAAGAAUUUUUACAAUACCCUUAGCGAGCUGAACAAGUCGACAGUGAACGUGAACUUUGCAUCGAAAUCCCUCAAUGGACAGUUUCAAAGCACAAUUUUGAACAACAUCCAUGAUAUUUUUCUUCGUGAAAAUGUGAAGUAUUCUCACUGUGCGGACAACUUAUAG